AUGGGUGAUCUUCCCGUGGAAAGAGUUCGUAGUUGUAAUCGUUCAUUUACCACAACGGAUUUGGACUACACGGAUCCAAUCCAAGUUCGGGAAAGCCGACGACGAGGAAGGAUCCACAUAAGUAAAAGAUACAUCGCAAUAUUUGUAUGCACUAGUACUAAAACAGUGCAUUUAGAGAUCGUAACCGAUCUUACAAUCGACUCAUUCCUAACAGCUUUGCGCCGAUUUAUCGCUCGAAGAGGAUUAUAUGCUCAAAUAUUCUCUGACAACGGAACGAAUUUCGUUGGCGCUGCUAGACAUCGCAAGGAAUUGUACGAGUUCAUGAACAAGGAACAAGAAAUGAUUAAAUCGGAAUUGACGGAUCAACGCAUAGAGUGGCACUUCAUUCCGCCCCGGGCGCCUAACUUUGGUGGGCUAUGGGAGGCGGCGGUGAAGAGCACAAAAAGACAUUUGUUCACCGUAACAGAAGGACGUAUCCAUACAUACGAAGAGUACAGUACGAUUCUCUCCCAAAUAGAAGCUGUGCAAUGUUGA
Wasmannia auropunctata (little fire ant) is the source of this 534-nucleotide messenger RNA. RefSeq lists its product as uncharacterized. The transcript has a single exon. Gene Ontology annotation, molecular function: nucleic acid binding. The record is from RefSeq and is a predicted model, not a curated record. NCBI's taxonomy places the organism in Eukaryota, Metazoa, Arthropoda, Insecta, Hymenoptera, Formicidae. Gene Ontology annotation, biological process: DNA integration. The coding region runs from base 1 to 534 and encodes 177 amino acids.